Messenger RNA from Eruca vesicaria subsp. sativa (arugula), 2094 nucleotides. Lineage: Eukaryota; Viridiplantae; Streptophyta; Magnoliopsida; Brassicales; Brassicaceae. The record is from the annotation of a GenBank genome assembly.
AUGGUUAACAUGACGGUUUUUUUAUCCGAUCUCCAGGCCGGACGUUCCUCCUCCACCGUCCAAGUCCGCCUGCUUCGCUACUGGGAAGCCAGGAACUUCCGCCGUGGUGGAGAGCUCAUGGGUGUGGACAUGCUCCUCUUGGAUUCCCAAUCGACCAUGGUGCCGGCCAUUGUGCAUGUGAACCGUCUCUCAACCCAUCAGCCGAACCUGGAAGCUGGUGCAGUUUACUCUCUUAACGGUUUUGACGUGACCCGUUGUGGUCAGAACUAUCGUCUCUCAGAUUCUCCCCUGCUUAUCCGCUUUAGCGAGACUACUUCUUUCACUAAGAUCGCCGAAACGUCUGCGCCAAUUCCUCUUCAGUCAUUCCGUUUCCGAAAUUACAGCGAUAUGCUCGGGUUGGCGAGCUCUAACACUCAACUCCCAGAAACACAUCAUGCGACAUAUGGUGCUACAAGGAUGCUCACAAUCAAUAUCCACCGGUUUAAUACCAAUGAAGACAACAUUCAAUUCCUCUGGAAUUUGCAACUACAAAUGUUGGAUCCCUUACGGAUUCAACAUUUACAGUCCACGCUCAUAUGUCAGAACAUCAGCACUUAUUCUUGCCUGAGAAUUGCUGAGAAAACGUCAACAUAUGUAUCGGAAAUGGUUUCGUCUCUCAACAACUAUGAACAAACAAAUGUACACAUUAUUUUACAUUUGACUCAUUUUAAUCCUUCUUCAGUUUACAUGAUGGAGAUACAAACUGCUGCAUCAGUUGUGGAAUCUGAUGUGAAAAUACAAACAACAAAAGAUGAGUACGAAGAAUUCGCGUCAAAGCUCCAGGCGGCGCUCAUGCAAGCAGCCUCUUUGUUACAGUUUUAUAACCAACUAGAUGUGAGGUCUGAAAUUCCAAAAAUGUUUCGAUCCGCACUGCUUGUGUUAAGCCUCCAUCUCUCUGUACUGUACAGAAGAAGCUUAAUCAAAAACUUCAUUGUUCUAAUGGUACUUGGAUCGCUUUUCUCUCCUCUCAAGUUCUGGGGAAAGACUCAGGAACAAGAGCCACAGAGAGGAAGGAUGCAAGAGAUAGAUCUCGGCAUUCACACAAUAAGAAGCCACGGAGGAGGUCUCGCCUCCAAACACAAACACGACUGGAUCAUACUCGUCAUCUUAAUAGCCAUCGAGAUAGGCUUACAACUCAUCUCUCCUUUCUACAGAUUCGUUGGUAAAGACAUGAUGACUGAUCUCAAAUACCCUUUCAACGACAACACAAUCCCUAUCUGGUCCGUCCCAAUCUACGCUGUCCUUCUCCCAAUCAUAGUCUUCGUCUGCUUCUACAUGAAGAGAACAUGCGUCUACGAUCUCCACAACAGUAUCCUCGGCCUUCUAUUCACAGUUUUGAUAACUGGUGUCAUUACAGACUCCAUCAAGCUAGCAACGGGACGUCCUCGUCCUAACUUUUACUGGCGUUGCUUCCCUGACGGGAAAGAGGUUUUCGAUGCUUUGGGUGGUGUGUUAUGUCAUGGUGAGCCAGAAGAAGUUAAAGAAGGUCAUAAAAGCUUCCCUAGUGGACAUACCUCUUGGUCAUUCGCGGGACUUGGGUUCCUCUCGCUUUACUUGUCUGGUAAACUCAAGGCUUUUAAUAGAGAAGGACAUGUAGCUAAGCUUUGUAUUGUGUUUGUUCCUUUGCUUGCGGCUUGUCUUGUGGGGAUAUCUCGUGUUGAUGACUAUUGGCAUCAUUGGCAAGAUGUGUUUGCUGGAGGACUUAUUGGUCUUUUUGUUGCUGGCUUUUGUUACCGUCAGUUUUACCCUAAUCCUUACCAUGAUGAAGGAUGGGGUCCUUACGCUUAUUUCGUAGCGGCACAGGAACGAGGAGGAGGACAACAGAACGGAGAUGCGUUGAGGACAAUGUCUUUACAGGUGGAACCAACUUCUCUUGAAAACAUGGAGUCUGGCACUUCCACUGUUCCAAGAUGAUUUAAUUCUCUUUAUUUCAUUAUUAUUUAGUAUUUUCAUUUUUGUUGUGGUGAGAGUGUGUGUGUGUUUUAAGUUUUAACCUCUACGUGUACUCUUUUGACAUUUGUAAGUAAAUCUACUCUUUUUGACUGGAGAAUGUCG